CAUCAAACCCCAUUCCCCUCCCAUUUCGUCAAAUCUUUCUCCAGAUCAGUCUCUCUCCGGACUCCCAGCAGUUCCACUGAUACUACUAGCAAUUAAACCCUAUUUAGCGCGAUUGACAAAGAAACAGAAGAACAAAGCUGCAAGGAGUUAGGAGAGAGAGCGGGAGCAAUUAACGCCGUUCCUUUCGCCGAAUAUCCGUUGCAGCCUGCAGCCGAGUGACGGUGAACAGCUGCCCAAUCGGCAGCCGGAAGACGGUCACGACUCCAGGUCGUGCCUCUUAGUAUCAAAACCAGCUGUAGCAAGCAGCAGCGGGAGCGUCCCGCAAGAUUAGGAAAGGAGCAAUGCAUGGAGAUUUGACAUUCCAAGAUAUGUACAACAACAUGGAGCUGCUUGAGGACGAAGAUGAUGAUAGUGAUUGGGAGCCGGUUGCGGAACCAGUAGAGAUGAUUAGUUGGUUCUGCACCAACUGCACGAUGGUGAAUCUUGGUGAUAUCGCCCACUGUGAUUUAUGCGGAGAACAUAAAACUUCUGGUAUCCUGAAGCAUGGGUUUCUGGCAUCUUCAAAGUUCCCCCAGGAAGACAGUCAUAUUGAUGGGAAAAUAGAAGCGAAUGGCAACGUAAUUGGAUUCCAACAGUCAGCCUUAAGCAGUCCCACAGCAGUUGGUUUUGAUGAGAGGAUGCUGUUGCAUUCAGAGAUCGAGAUGAAGUCACAUCCACAUCCGGAAAGGCCAGAUCGCCUUCGAGCCAUUGCUGCUAGCCUUGCAACGGCCGGUAUAUUUCCUGGAAGAUGCCAGGCUAUUGCUGCCAGAGAGAUUACUCGGGAAGAACUUGAGAGGGUGCACUCUGUGGAGCACAUUCAAACUGUAGAUUUUACUGCCAAUAUCUUCUCCAGUUAUUUCACACCUGACACUUACGCGAAUGAGCAUUCGGCUCGCGCUGCUAGACUUGCAGCAGGUUUGUGUGCUGAUCUUGCUUCAGCAAUAUUUUCUGGACGUGCAAAAAAUGGUUUUGCUCUGGUUAGGCCUCCGGGUCAUCAUGCGGGUGUGAAGCAGGCAAUGGGAUUCUGCCUUCACAAUAAUGCAGCAGUUGCAGCACUGGCUGCACAGGUUGCUGGUGCCAAGAGGGUUCUAAUAGUUGACUGGGAUGUCCACCAUGGAAAUGGAACACAAGAAAUUUUCGAUGACAACAAAUCGGUACUAUAUGUAUCCUUGCAUAGACAUGAGGAUGGCAAAUUUUACCCUGGUACAGGAGCUGCUAGUGAGGUUGGUUCAAAGGGCGCAGAAGGAUAUUGUGUGAACAUUCCAUGGAGUUGUGGUGGAGUAGGCGAUAACGAUUAUAUUCUUGCAUUUCAGCAUGUCGUGCUACCUAUAGCCACCGAGUUUGCUCCUGACUUCACCAUCAUAUCAGCAGGGUUUGAUGCAGCAAGGGGUGAUCCACUCGGACACUGUGAUGUAACUCCUGUGGGCUAUGCACAAAUGACAGAUAUGUUGUCUAAUAUCUCCGGUGGCAAGUUACUUGUUAUUCUUGAGGGCGGGUUCGUUACUCUGACAUCUUCUGUUUUCUUCCAAGUUAUUUUUCAUGAAAACUCACUGCACUAUAUCUACUGCAGCUACAAUCUUAGGUCUAUUUCAUCUUCUGCUACUGCAGUCAUCAAGGUAUUGUUGGGUGAAAAUCCUUCAGCCGAAGUGGCAGACAUUGCACCCUCCAGAGCUGGCCUGCAAACCGUGAUGGAAGUUCUGAAGAUCCAAAAGGACUUCUGGCCUGGUGUUGGUGCAAGCUUAACACAACUGCAGUCUCUAUGGGAAGGAUUCAGCUAUGAUGAUAAAGCAGCAGAGAAGGGGCACAAAAUGAGGCGCAGAGCAGAAGCUCCGGUAUGGUGGAAAUGGGGAAGAAAGCGGCUAUUGUACCACCAUUUCAUCACCAGGCAUCUUCGAGCAAAACGAAAGAGGGAGCAGAAGUGAAGUAAAAGGAGGCGUGCUCGUUUUAUGAUGUUGAAGACAUGUAGUGUAGGGUGAUUUUGUGAAUCCCUGAUCAGUAACCAAACUAACCUAGGGUUGUAGUUACUCUCCGUGAUUCUGUGCUAGAGAAACUGCUAGAGAAACAGGAUGCUGUGCUUCCUGGGAGAGAAGCUGUGCAGUUCUUUAGUUCUGGCCAGACAGCGUGCCAGCACGUGCCGGGUGGCAGUUCUUAGUUUAUGCCCGAUCUUAUUUUGUUGUUGCAGGAAACUCUCCUUGCUCUUAAAUAGAGUAGGAAACCAGGCCCUUUUGACUAUUUGGGGGUAACGUGCAAACUUUACUAUUGUCUCUGAGUCUGAAGGGUAUCCCUUGCCCACACUUAAAAUCACGAUGUUGCC
Linum tenue is the source of this 2353-nucleotide messenger RNA. The record is from the annotation of a GenBank genome assembly. NCBI's taxonomy places the organism in Eukaryota, Viridiplantae, Streptophyta, Magnoliopsida, Malpighiales, Linaceae.